AUGGUAACAACCAUAGAUGCUACCAGUCCACUAUACCUACACCCUUCAGAUGGGAACAAUUUCCAGUCAAUAGAGAAGUUACAAGGCUCUUCCAACUUCAGGUCAUGGAAGAGGUCUAUGGAGAUAGCCCUGGAAUCUAGGAGGAAGCUAGGAUUUGUGACUGGAACAUUGGUGAAAGAUAGCUCAGACACUGUGAAGGCUGAGAUCUGGAACCAACUUGAGAAAAGGUUCUCUCUUGUGAAUGGAUCAAGGAAAUACAAACUCAACAAGGAGUUGUAUGAUACUAAGCAGCAAAGCAUGACUAUUAGUGAGUAUUACACUCAGAUGAAGGCAAUAUGGGAGGAAUUAGAGUCACUAAAUGUCCUUCCAUCUAUUGGAGAAGUGAAUGCUGAAGUUGCAGCUUUUCUCACAGCGUUGGGAAAGCAGAAUGAAGAACAAAAACUCUUCCAGUUUCUCAAUGGACUGGAUGAUGCUCAUGGGGCUCAGAGGAGUCAGAUUUUGAUGAUGAAAACUCUCCCAUCUGUUGAAACAACAUGCAGUUUUCUGGAACAGGAAGAAUAA
Chenopodium quinoa (quinoa) is the source of this 561-nucleotide messenger RNA. RefSeq lists its product as uncharacterized. Bases 1 to 561 code for a protein of 186 amino acids. The record is from RefSeq and is a predicted model, not a curated record. The transcript has 2 exons. Lineage: Eukaryota; Viridiplantae; Streptophyta; Magnoliopsida; Caryophyllales; Amaranthaceae.